GUCGAGAAAGGCAACUGCCUUCCUUCCUUCUUCCCGAGUGAGCCACAUCAAACCAAGCUGUCGUCGUGCUGGAGCCCUGUAACCAACCAUUCCUUUCCCUUCUAUAAAAUCCACUCCCGUAAUUCCACUGUGUCCUCUUCUCUUUCGUUUUCGUUAUUCGCUCCUCCAUUCAUUGGCACACGGCACUGUCUGCGCUGCCCGACGCGGCAAACGACGACUCUCCUCCACAUCACAGUCACAACUCGUCUCGUCUCCCCCCUUUUAUAUACUUUUUUCUUCAUUUUCCAUAUCUCUGUUAUCCUUUCACUGUCCAAAAGAAAGGAGCCGGAGGAACCAUAAUCUCAGGCUUGAGCUGUUUCAGUCUCUAAUGGAGGAUCGCAAGGAGAGGAAUGCACCAUGGCUAUCAGUGCCACAAUUUGGGGACUGGGAUCAGAAGGGUCCAUUGCCAGACUACUCCAUGGAUUUCUCGAAGAUCAGGGAAAUGAGGAAGCAGAACAAAACCAGGGCCAGUCUGGGAAAUGAGGAAGAACUCAUUAACCCGACCGCAAACCUGCCCAAAGCUAGCCACAACAAUGACAAUCAACCACAGCAGUACCAUCACAGCAACCACCAACAACACUCCCCCACUGUAAGACUUCUUCUUUCCUUUCUUGUUCUGUGUUGAUAAGGCCUAGUAGCUGUAGUUUCGAAAUGACAAAUAUGGCAUGACACUUAAAUUUCGCCUACUUGUUAUCUUGAAUGUUAAUGGAAACAUAUUACUCAGAUGAUGUUAACACCUCUAUCAAAUUGGAGUGCACCAUAUUGGUCAUCAAACUAGAGCUAAUUUCAUAUCAUAUUUGUCAUUUAGGAGGGAAAAAGUAGAAUUAUGUCAAGCUUUGUCAAGUUGAGCUUUCCUCUGCAUUUUAAACCAUAGAUAAUAACAAUGUCAGUUUGUGAUCUAAAUGGUACAGAUACAACUGUGGACAGAGAGUAGUUGAAGGAAUUUAAUUAGGUAGAGGGCCAACCAUUAAUAAAAGGAUAUCAAUGCUACUAUGGAUUUGCAAAUGGGGUGUGCCAUGUGGGGAGGGUUUGAUGGGGUCAUGAGUUGUUGAGAAAGGAGAGAGCUUUGGAAUUAUAUUAUUACUUUUGGGUAGGAGAGAAGCUUUAGUAUUUUUAAAUUCCUCUGGGAAUGAAUGUACUUUGUUUAGAAUACUGAUUUUUCGAGGUGGGAUCAUGGAAGAAAAUCUUGGGUUCCUUGCUUUGUUCUAAGGCUGCUACCAAUGGAGCUGUCAUAUUAAAAUCAUAUAUGUGCAAGAGAUAUCUCGGAUUUGACAUUUCGCUACAGGACUUUGAAAUCAACAGAUUAUGGUAUAGAAUAUACUUGUGACUUGUUAUAGAAUUCGUCGUCGGCUGCUGUCAUUCUAUAGUUAGAGGAUUAAGAAAACGAGUCAUGAGUCAUGCCAUUCUUCAACUUCAACUUGAAGUGGUUCUUGAAGGAACGAUAAGAGAUCCAUUUUACUCGUCGGAAAGAAGGGGAAAAAAGAAAAAGUAAAUUCGUUAAUGAUAAUAUUCGAGUUGUUAGGAUAAGGAUAGUGAUGGUUCUCGGCCGUUCUUCUAAUUUUGAACCUUGCAUAUGGAUUGGGUUUUAAGUGAUCUACUUAUGGCCCGAAUUCUAUCUUCUGGGUUGGUGGCCUCACCAGGAAGAAAGGGUGUCCUUGGAGGCUGAUUGUCUGUCAAGAAACCUUAACCCUUUAGCAGGCCCACAUGCCAUACGAUAUUGGGGACAGUGAUUAACUAGAGGGAUGAACCAAUUCAAUUAUUCUUUUUGUUUCAUUUCCUUGAACAUGAUGGAGAUAUCUGUGCACUGUCUGGAAAGUGGUGAGCAGAAGUACACGACUGACCUAUUAACUUCUGCAUGUAUUUGGUACAACAAGCCAACUCAACAGAUCAAAAUGAAACCUUUUGCCAUUUUCUUUGAAAAUUCCUUAGAUCUGAAUUUCUUCUCACACGACGCAUUUAAGGACGCGGUUGAAAAGAUGUUGGAUGAAACCAACCAGGCGUGAGAGAGAUGAGAGAGAGAGAGGUGAGAGAGAGAGAGGUGAGAGAGAGAGAGGUGAGAGAGAGCGGGGGUGAGAGUCUUGGUGAAUGUUCGUCUUUUUGCAGGUACGCGGCGGUGGAUCGGGUGUCAGCGGGUAACAAUUCAUCGGAUUUUUGUCAGCACAGGUCGGAAGCUUUUCAUUUCAAGACGAUAUCUGGGCACAGAACUGUUGUCAUUGAGGAUUAUGUUACAAAAAGGAAGAGGCUUGUUAGGAUUUCAUCAGAUGAACCUCGGCGCAGGAGAUUGAUUUACUUGGAAGUGUCCCAGGCUGUGUGGCUCGGUAAAACACUAAAAGAUAUAUCGCAGAGGGGCUGGGAAUCAAACUCUUUUCACCGGAGGACAGAACCUUCUCGUGCCAUCUCUGUCGACAGAUUAGCUUGUCGGGAAGGAUGCUUUCUCAAAAUCUCGGAAAGAAUCCCGACUGGUGACUAAGUCCUAUCCGAAGAAGCAUAUACAGAGGAAUGCCUGGCUUGUUCAAGGAAAAUCCUACGCUGAGGCUGUUAAGCAGAGUUUCUCACUGGAAGAGGGGAAGAGCGCCAUCAAAAAACAUAAUUCCCUACCCUUCCUACAGGUUGAAGAGAAUGGAGUUCCUGAUAGAUUGCACUUCCUCGACCGAUGCCUUUCGAUCAGCUUCUUUGAUAAAAAGAAUCAGGGUCUACCAUCCGCUCUUUCGGAAGAAUUUAUGCACUGGGCUAGAAGACGUUGGAACCUGCCUGAAGAAACAAGCUUCUCUAAUAGGGUCGGGGAUCUCUGGUUCCUAGUUUGUACUUCCUUGCCUGAAGCUAUAAGGGUCAAAGAAGAUGGUUACGCUAAAUUUCGUCAAUGGAAUGUCAUUCUGAGAUAUUGGAAGGAGGAAGACGGGCGUUGUUUCGCGCCGCAAGGUGGGCUUCAGUGGGUUUUGGUUUUCGGCAUCCCUCCUUUUCUUCGGUCGGCGGAUGUAUUCAAGAACAUAGGUCAGUUGUGUGGGGGUUUCAUAGACGCCGAUCAUAGCGCCUGGUCUGAUCCAUACGUCCGUAUCAAGAUUCGACCAAGGGGUGUUCUGCCGGAAAUCCUGCCGAUCAGGUUUGGCUGCACAGUCUUUGUAGCCAAAAUUAUUCCGGUGCCGGAGAUUGAUCGGCCGAUGGCGGACUUGAACCGUCGCCGUCUUCUGGAUCAGAUCUCAAGAUCGUGCUGUGCAAGGAAACUGUCCAACCGUGAACGUGCCUCGUGUGCUGCGAAUGAGGCCACUUCCUCGUUGCAACCGAGCAACGCCUCGAUUCCUUCAGUGCCGUCUCCUGGCAAGAAAGUGGAGUUCUCCCCCGCUCAGCAAUUAAAACCGGGUCAUGCAUCUGGGAUCAGGAAAAUCUGGGUCCGGAAAUACGGCCCACCAACCAAGCCCAUAUCUCACCACCCCCCAUCCUUCUGUGAACCCAUGGACUCCGAGCCCUUUUCAAUCUUUGAGACCCUCCCCGUCGGCCCAGCUUCUAUUGGGCAUCCGGGAUUAGCCCCUGUCCUAGCCUCUUCUGCUCCCCUUCCCAGCCCACAACCUCCCUCACCCUGCUGUGAACCCAGUGAACCUGAGCCCAUAACUACCUUUGAGACCCUCCCCGUCGGCCCAUCCUCUUCUGGGCGGCCCGGUUUAGCCCUUGCCGUAACCUCUUCUGCUUUCUUUCCUAACCCACCCCCUAAGCCCAACCCCUCCUUAGUACUGUGCAAACCUCUCUCUUUCUCCCCAGCUCUUGUUUUCGACUCUGUCAUUUCCCUUCUCAGUCUUUCCAUCCCCCAAUCCAUUAUUCACAGACACCCUUCGAUUCCUUUCCAUCCCGACCCCAUUUGUCUACUAAAUUCCUCUUUGCCACUCCUUAUUCCUGAACCCCAAAAUGUCGAUACCGCUAUCCCUGACGAAAGCUCUAGCCCAUCCUCGCCUAACUCAUGUUGGAGCUCCCCUGCCUCCCCGUUCCUUGUCUCCCCCGAACUUGCUGCCCAGGAAUGCCUUGCGAUCACUAUCUAUAAUCCUCUCAACUCAGAAUACUUCGAAUCGUGGCGGUCCAGGCAAGAUUUGUUGAGUCUGGUCUCACAGUGUAAGCUGUUCUGUGAUAUCCUCAAAUUGUCGGAUUCGGUCUCUGCUGAUAGUGCAAAACAAAAAGUCAGCCUGAUUGCGGCAGAUACUCACCGGAAGAGGAAGAGAGAAUCGAGGUCUAAAUUAGAAAUGGAGUUACGCAGGCUGGGUCUGGACUCCCCUCCCCCUAUCUACAGAUCCCGAAAUCGAUCCUCCCAGUGAAGCUUGUCGAGAAUCUUGGUACUACAGUGAAUAAUUGAUCCUGAUGAUUCAUUCUGUUAUUGCUUGGAAUGUGAGAGGGUUAGGUAAUCCCAACAAAAGAGCUAAGAUUAAAAGGCUGUUGAAGAGAUGGAAUCCGUCUAUAGUUGGCCUCACGGAAACCAAAUGGAAGUCGUGCGACAAUAGUUUGAUAUCCUCUAUUAGUGGCACCAAGGACAGUGAAUGGGUUGCAAAGAAUUCAAAUGGAGCAAGUGGCGGUAUCGCAAUUUUCUGGAAACCUACAAUCUAUAAGGCCCUUACGAUUUGGGAAGGACGUUUUUCGUUGGCAGUUAGGCUAAAGAUUAUUGAGACCGAGGAGAUCAUAUCCUUCUUAGUUGUAUAUGGUCCACAGGAAAAAGAGGAGAAACGGGAAUUUCUGAAAGAGAUUGAGAUGGUUUGCAGGGAGUAUUUGGCUGCUCUAUGUAUCAUUGGUGACUUCAAUCUUGUUAGAACAGAAGAUGAUUUCAUGGGCUGCCCUCGGGAUUGCGAGAUCAUGGAAGAGUUUAAUAGUAUGAUAUGCAGAUGUAAUCUCGUUGAACUUCCAUUACAGGGGGCGAGGUAUACCUGGAGCAGAGGCGGAUCGAACAGAUCUUCGUCCCGAAUUGACAGAGCGUUGAUUAACACAAGCUUUGAACAGAUGGUAUCUCCGGAUGCACUUACUGCACUUGAUAGAGUCGAAUCGGAUCACAAUCCGAUUAUGUUACAAUGGGGGAUUAUGGAACGCAUUAAGCAUCCCUGGAGAUUUGAGAACAUGUGGUUACAAGAGGAUUCUUUCCUGCAGAGUCUUGUGGGAUGGUGGAACGUUCCCGUUAACGGGACCAGUCACUUAGUUAGAUUCGGUCAAAAGAGUAGACAGUCUAAAUUGCUGAUAAAACAGUGGAACCGUGAACACUUUGGCAAAGUUGAAAAAAGGAUUGCUGAGCUCCUAAUCAGAAUCAAGAACAUUGAUGAAGCUGAAGAUGCAGGGGUGUUUAAUCCUGUUUUGGUGUCGGAGAAGGCCAUUCUCAAAUGUGAGCUUGAAAGAGUCCUUAUCAUGGAAGAGAUUUCAUGGCGGCAGCGUUCUAGAGAAGUGUGGCUUCAAGUGGGCGACAAGAACACCGGGUAUUUUCACAGGGUGGCAAAAGUUAAAAGCAGAAGGAAGAAGAUAAAAAGAAUUGUGAUUGAUGGCAGAAGUACGGAGGAUGGAAAUGAAAUCAAAAGUGCAUUUCAAGAACACUUCACAGCUAAGUAUAUGGAAGAAGAGGAAGACAGACCUUUCCCGACUAGAUAUAGAGAGUGUCGGGUUUCUCUUGAGGACAGCGAUGCGUUGGUAGUGCCGUUCACCGAGAAGGAAGUUUGGAUAGCCAUAAGUCAGUGUAAUGGAAGCAAAGCUCCGGGGCCAGACGGUUAUACGAUCGAAUUCUUCAAAAAAGCUUGGGGCAUCAUCAAAUCCGAUCUGUUAAAGGCCUUCGAUGACUUCUUUCUUGCAGGUUCUCUUCCGCAGUCGAUCGCUCAUGCCUUCAUAUGUUUGCUGCCCAAGAAGGAUUCUGUUGAGAUGGUCUCAGAUUUUCGCCCAAUCAGCCUUUUAGGAAGUGUAAAUAAGAUCAUCGCGAAGGUACUGUUCAAUCGCCUACAGCCCCAUGUGAAUAAUCUCAUCUCAGACUACCAGUUUGCAGGGAAAAGGGGCAAAGUUAUACAUGAAUCAUGUCUGAUCGCUAACGAGGUAAUAGACAGCAGAAGGAGAAGCGGAAAGCCUGGGCUAGUUAUCAAACUGGAUAUAGAGAAGGCAUUUGAUUCCAUAUCUUGGGAAUGUAUUCUCAAAGCUUUGGAGCAUUUGGGAAUUCACUCUAGAUUUCGAAAAUGGAUUAAAGGUAUGAUUGCAUCAUCGAGAUUGUCCACUUUAAUCAAUGGGGAAUCCAUCGGGUUCUUCGGUAUGAGUCGAGGCAUCAAACAAGGCGAUCCACUGUCACCGUUUCUUUUCAACAUAGGCAUGGAUAUCCUCUCCUUUAUCAUCUGCGAAAUUAAGAAUGCCGGGCACAUUAAUGGUUUCUGCUUUGAUGAGGAAAAUCGGCAAGGGGAAAUUACUCACCUGCUGUAUGCAGACGAUGCCAUACUGUUUUGCGAGGCUAAUGAAGAUGAGGUGCGUAAUACUUUGGCUGCUCUUGUGUGCUUUCAGGCUAUCUCCGGACUGCAGAUAAACCUUGAGAAAACAAAAAUGUUUCCUGUUGGAGAUGUUCCGAACAUUGACAGGUUAGUCGAGAUCUUUGGCUGUGAGUGGGCCUUCUUGCCAACCAUUUAUCUUGGCGUUCCUCUCGGGUGCCAAUCUCCUCCAACCUCACAUUGGGAUAAAAUUGUCAACAGAACGCAGAAUAGAUUGGAAGGAUGGAAAGGGUUGCUGCUGUCUUUAGGAGGCAGAGUUGUGCUCAUCAACUCGGUUCUUGCGAGCCAGUGCACAUAUAUGAGCUCACUCUUCUUGAUUCCUAAGAAUGUUAUCAAAACCUUGGAGAAGAUCCAGAGGGAUUUCUUGUGGUCAGGGACUCAGGAAAAGGAGAGAUUCCACCUUGUUUCGUGGGAUUUGUGUAAAACAGCCAAGAAAAGAGGAGGUUUAGGCAUCCGUGACCUCGAGCUUCAUAAUCAAGCUCUUUUGAUGAAAUGGCAUUGGAGAUAUGCUACGGAAAGAUCUUCUUGGUGGAGAGAGUGCAUAAAUUUCAAGUUUCCCAACCAGUGUUCAGAAUGGUAUCCUGGAAAUAGAUCGGGGAGAAUUGGUGGGAGUCCUUGGGCUGUGAUAAUGAAACUUCAGUCUACUUUUUGGAAAUUAACUAGCAUUGAUCAUGGAAACGGGUUUUGGACUUCGUUCUGGUUCGAUACUUGGGUGAAUGGCAUCCGCUUGGCUGAUGAAUUUCCUAGAGUGUGUGCCGCGGCUGAAUUCCCGAACUCCACGAUCGCCGACUACCUAUCUUUUUCUGAGGGAAAUGUGUCUUGGAAUAUUCCAUUAUUGCAUUCUCUUCGGGGUGGGGCUGAAAGAGAGAGAGUGAGACUGUUUGAUCUUCUUAAUUCUAUCCCUUCUCAUAACUCUUUUGCAGGUCCAGAAAGACCGAUCUGGCGUCCGUCUCCGACAGCUAGCUUCAGUGUGCAUUCGGCUUUCGAACACUUCGCGGCUGCUCGCUUCAAGGGAGUCGAGAACUUCCCAUCAAAGACAGUUUGGCACUGCAUCAUUCCAAGCAAGAUCUGCAUUUUCCUUUGGUUGGUCUUCCACAAAAGGAUUCUCACCAUCGACAAUCUCAAAAGAAAGGGUAUAAGCCUGCCGAACAGAUGUGCCCUUUGCAAGGUUGAAGAGGAGUCUGCUAAUCACAUCUUCACAAGCUGCGGAUUUUCAAGACAGGUGUGGUGCAUCCUGAAAAGUUUUGUGAAGAUUGAUAACAGAGUAGAAGAAGCUGGUGAUAUUUCGGAAAGAAUUCGUAGGUGGCAACAUAACAAGCCCAACAAUCCUGCAGAGUGGUGUACAAGGGUGGCCCUUCAUGCAUUCUGUUGGCACAUUUGGCUCGAAAGGAACUCAAGAAUUUUUAGAGAAGUGGAUGGCACAAUUCAGCUCGCUGCUUUGAAGAUUGGUCAUGCAAUCUUUUGGUGGCUAGUGGCAAACAGAAAGGUCGAGAAAGAAGUUGCGGAAAGCUGGUUCAACGAGAUGAAAGCAAGACUCUUUCCUACAGUCAAUCCUGUCCCGGAUCAUCCCCUUCCACCGGCUGCUGAUUAACAAAUUCUGAUGCUGCUGUUCCUGAAGGGUGCGCGAUCCUUGGUGUGAUUGUGUCGAGGGUCCAUGUAACCUAAUACAUCUGCCUUUGUUCUCGUUUGUGCGCUGGAUUGAUCGUAUUUUAUAGCGCUGGUAGAAGUGGAGGGGAGAAUUAGGGAGUUCUGGACUUGCAGUCCGCUGUCCAAUCUCCUUUUCCUCGCUGCGUACUGCUAUUGUUGCUGUCUCUGUUUUUUCCUUCCCCCCCCCCCCCCCCCCUUCUGUUUUCUGUUUCCUUUUUCCUUGUCUUUAAUAAAAUUUAUAUCAUCCUUAACAAAAAAAAAGUACCUGAAGACAGAAGAGAGCUGAUGAGCUAUUGCUUUAAUAGAAUGUUGAGCUUCUUGUUAUGGUCUUUAAACUCUCUCAACAUUUCCGUGAACAGGCAAGAAGGAGCUUCUUCAGUUACUUCAACUGCUGUGUGAAAGCUUGAGAAACAAGGCGGCUGCGGCGGCUGAAGGAAUGAAUGGUGGGUUUAUCAUGGAUCCUAGAGUGAAUAUUCUGUGUUGCUAGAUGCUAUUCUGAAGGAUCCUUUUGAUGUUUGUUUCCCAUCUGUGUGACCUUAUAGUAUUCUCAUCAUGUAGUAGAGCACUUCUUCCUUGAUCUCUAUCAUCCCAAUUUGGUUUCUUUUCAUGGCCUGAUUUGUUUUUAUUCAUAAUCCAAACAAGGGAUGAUUAAGAAGUACUGCAGGGUUUAGAAUGUUGAGCAAUAGAUUCUGUGCCAUCCUGUACACACCAUCCUUCAAACUGAAAUCGAAAUGAUCAGACAAGUAUUUAUAGGGUUA
Molecule: messenger RNA, 8917 nt
Organism: Linum tenue
Lineage: Eukaryota; Viridiplantae; Streptophyta; Magnoliopsida; Malpighiales; Linaceae
Source: the annotation of a GenBank genome assembly